AUGAUAUUAAUCUUUGCCAUCAUCAUCGUCAUUUCAAAUGCUGUUAUUGAUCCAAUCACAGUUGAGAAUUGCAAAUGGGCUCCAACAUAAUACAAAUUAGCUCAUCAAAAUGAAGCCACAACAGAGAAUGUGGAAUUCACAUAUUUCACAAUUUGCAAGUCUUUGAAUCAGAAACUAGUCAUUGACUUUUUCAAUGUUGAUUCAAACAUUGAUGCUCCUCUGACGAAUUGCAAUGAUCCAUUAUUUCAACAUGACGUCGAUGAAAUUUUCAUUGGAACUAAGACAGAAUAUUUAGAAAUUGAAGUCUCUCCAAAUGGAGCUUUGUUCUAUGCAACUAUAGGCAAUCCAAAUGGAAGUUGUACCAAUUUGAUAACCACUUAUAAAUAAUGUGAUGAGAUAUCCUAUUUUGCUGAAUUUGUCACACCAACUGCUUGGAAUGCUCACAUCGAAUUACCCAUUUCUAUGUUCACCUAACCCCUUUAUGCCAACUUCUUUAGAGUAAAUAAGAUGAAAGAUCGUUCCACUCAUUAUAUGAGUUACAAUCCUAUCAAUGCAACACCUGCUUGUUUCCAUAGACCCGAUAAAUUCGUUUAAUUGAUAGUGUGA
Messenger RNA from Paramecium tetraurelia, 606 nucleotides. RefSeq lists its product as uncharacterized. The record is from RefSeq and is a predicted model, not a curated record. The transcript has 2 exons. Lineage: Eukaryota; Ciliophora; Oligohymenophorea; Peniculida; Parameciidae.